AAUCCCACGUGUCGCCGGCCUCCGCGGCUUUGUACUCGGAUUGGACAGCGUGGCUCAUGAAUAAACACGCAGCCUCAUUAAUAUUAGAGAAGCGCCCAAAAGUCCUCCCUGAUUGGUCUUCCACGCUAUCAAUCGUGCUGCGCUCGGCAGGGCACCGGGUUAGGUUGGCUCUCUCAAUGAACCUGCUGCAGACGCAAUCAAACGCGGAGGCCUGACUGAAGUACCGUAGAUAUUAUUAAUUAAAAUAAAUAAAAAUAAACACAGUCAGAGAAAUAGGAGCCCGUGCGGUGGACUUUGCAAAAUAAAUACUUCUUAUUUAUUUUUUAUUUAUUUAUUUUAAUUAACAUUUGUAAUGUAUGAAAAGCUGCGUCGUUUUGCAUGCAGAUUGAUAAUAUUGCAGCAACGGGUAUAGUUCGAGCGACACCGGAGAUACACACGGAGUCGCACUGACCCGCCUGCGCUUUCUGUAAACGGUUUAGAUUACAUUGAAUUCGUGACCACCGGCUGCCCCCCGGUCUCCCUCUGCUGCAUCACCCCACACAUCGCCAGGCCGGUGCGGAAGAUGAGACAGACGGCCGGGUGCUGGCUGCUGUUAUCCGGGCUGCUGGCUCUCUGCGGAGCCAGUGGCGCGCUGUCCAGCCUGGCAGACCAGGUCAUCUGGGCGGUUAACUGCGGCGGAGAGGCGCACACGGACACCCACGGGAUCCAUUACAAGAAAGACCCCCUGGAAGGGAAGCUCGGGAAAGCUUCGGACUAUGGGAUGCGUUUGCCGAUCCUGCGCUCCAGCCCCGAGGAUCAGAUCCUGUACCAGACGGAACGCUACAACGAGGACUCCUUCAGCUAUGAGGUGCCGAUCCGCGAGGAGGGCGAUUACGUGGUGGUGCUGAAGUUCGCCGAGGUUUACUUCGCACAGUCCCAGCAGAAGGUGUUUGAUGUGAAGCUGAACAGUCACUUUGUGGUGAAGGACCUGGAUAUCUUUGAUAAGGUGGGGCACAGCACUGCCCACGACGAGAUCGUCCCCUUCAGCAUCGUCAAGGGCAAGCUGAGCGUCAACGGAGAGGUGUCCACCUUCAACGGCAAGCUCACCGUGGAGUUCGUAAAGGGUUACUACGACAACCCCAAGGUGUGCGGGCUCUACGUCAUGAAGGGAACCCUGGAAGACGUGCCCAAGCUGCAGCCUCACCCAGGCCUGGAGAAGAAGGAGGAAGAGGAGGAGGAGGAGGAGUAUGAGGAAGGAGGGGAGGGGAAGAAGACGCCGGCCGCCAAGCACCGUGUCCAGUCCGGCCCCCGCACCCCCAACCCCUACGCAGCCGACAACAGCAGCCUCAUGUUCCCCAUCCUCGUGUCGUUCGGAGUCUUCAUCCCCACGCUGUUCUGUCUCUGCCGUCUGUGAGUUCACAACAUGAUAUUGAAAAAUGACCCCUUCACCGUGAUGCUUCAGCUGACUGCGUCCUUACUCUGCUUCACCGACUAGGAACCUGAACUGCAGUUCUGUUUCCAGACAGGGUCUGCUUGGAGGGAGGAGACAUGCUUUCUUUCUGUGUGUGUGUGUGUGUGCGUGUGUGCGUUUCUGCGUGUGGUCUGUGUCUAUGCGAGUGACUUGAUGGUGCUGUUAUGAUGUGCUGUGAAUACAGUGGAGAUGGACGCUGUCUAAAGCACCAUGUCUUCAGGACAGUGCUUGUGGACCCCUGUGCGUCUCCGUUGGCUCUUCACCUGCUGAAUGGAAUCGAGGAGCUGAGAGACAUUGAAGAAAGAGGUCCUGCCUGCUCUGCAAACUGGGGGACUAGGGGACUAUCCCUUCAAUCGGAUUGGUACAGAGGUGGGCAGGCUGUCUGCUCCGACGCAUCCUAUUGGCUGCCUCUACCUUGGGGGGGUGGGGUUGUUAAGAUAAAGCCUCAGGCUAAAGGACUAACAGGACGUUCAGAGUUUUUGUUUUUUUUUACUUCUGUUGCGUCCUUUCCUCCCUCUCUUGCAAGGUAUAUUACCCUGGGAAGUGGAAAAGGUGCUGGAUGACAGUUAUUUUUUAUUUAUUUAUUUUUGUCUUAUUUUCUUUUCUGCCUGUAGUAGUAAGGUAACAAUUGCCUUUUUGGGAAUGGAAAUGGAAGGGUGUGCUGUGUCUAAAACACCGCAGUAAUACUGCGGUGUACACAAACAGCUGCUGUCUGAGUAGCCACAACUCUAGAUUCCAAGCCCACCCUACCUCCCAGCCCGCCUCUUGCCAUACAGAACGACGACAUACAAAGAGACCUUGAUUAUCGCCAAACACCCCGUUAUCCAAACUGAGUGAGUUUCCUGGGUUGUUCGGACCCUGCGUCUGCCUAGAAGCCUUAACCUCAACCAGGGUCUUUCCAGGGGCUGCAUUGCCAGCCUAGCCCAAGUACUGCCCCUCCCUGCCUCUAGUCUGCCCCCAAACCUGCAUGCAACCUUUGAACUGGAGAUGUUUAUCCCAGUUACGUAUGGUACGGUUGCAAGCUGUCGGGUAUGUACUUUGAUAUAGAAUAGACUGUCAAUCUGUAUUGGGUCUAGAAUACAUGCAUGCAUACAGCACCUUGCUGUGGAGCAGCCACCUCCUCCCCUAGACUGUGGACAGCCUUAAUCCGUCAUCCCAUGGCUGCUCCCCCAGAGCUAAGCCUUGCUCCAGUCGUGCCAAUCUCCUCUUUAUUGCAAGGGGCUGUGCCUCCCCACCUUCCAUCCCUGCCUCCCUGCCUGCCUGCCUGCCUGCCUGCCUGCCUUGCAGACCACACUGCAGUUGCCCCAGACUCCCUGUCCAUUUGGGCGCUUUUCUUUAUUUUUGAUUUUAUUUUUAUGCAAGGAACUUGGUGAUGGUUUUUUUUUUCUCACAUUGGGUUGCAAACGGUACUGUAAAUAAAUCUUAAUAUUUGACUUGGGAAUUCCCUCAUUCUCCCGCAUACAGAAUACUUCACUUUUUUUUUUUUUUUUUUUUUUGAUUUUUUUUUAAAUAAUAAAUAAUAAUAAUUGAAAUGUCAUGUCAUUAAUGAAGGAAUGUUUCCUAGGUGGGUGCUUGUGUUUUUAAGCAUGUUAAAUCGAGUCGCAGCCUGCACAUGCGGGUUAUACAUCUCAGUACUGCGUUGUGCACUACAAUCUCCAAAACACUGGUUUCUACCGCACGGCUCGCCCUGCUGCUGUCCGGUACAAAGGUUUUAAACAGACCUGCUGUGUCGGUGGCAUGUAUUUUAGUUUGUCCACCUCCUGUAAUAUAAUCGAUGUAGCCAGACAUGCUGUUUGUGUAGCUGUGUCGGUCCUGCUUGACUGUGGGUCUGUGUGUGCGAGGGGCGGACACAGAUCUGCUGUGUGUGUGUGUGCGAGGGACGGACACAGAUCUGCUGUGUGUGUGUGCGAGGGGCGGACACAGAUCUGCUGUUUUUUUUUUUUUUGCCUGAUCCAGUGGUUUAGUUUGCAGGAGCCCUCUCUUCAAAGAGGAAUUGGGAACGGUGAGAGAGCUCAGGGUUUAGAGAGGUUGAGGAGGCAGACACCUUUUCAAAUAAAAAUAAAAUAAAUAACGGAUGGUAAAAAUUAAGAAAUGUUACCUGCAGCUUGGGCAAGAUGUAUUUAUUAUCCUGAAGGAGCUUUGAAGAACAGUUGUGAUGAUGUUCAUCCUUCUUUUCAAUGUUUGAGUUGCAUUCAUUUAUUUUUAAGAUGAAUUCUGUCCCUUAUUUCACAGGGUUAGUGGUUGGGUGAUUGGGAUUCAGGACCUGUAAUGUUCAGGGAAGAAAGAACGAAUCCUGUGCUGGCGCACAUACAGAUAGAUUGUAGCAGUUCCCAGCAGCCUCUGACUGGUGUCGGUUUGGGUCCCCUGGAAGGUCCCCAGUGCAGAGACAGUCUCCAGAUUAGCACACGCCCACACAGCGUGCCAUUGGCUGUUGUUUCUCAGCUAUUGGGUGCCUGUCGUUCCUGAAUGUGAACUCCAUUCACUGCCCUGACUGUGCCCAGAUCACCUGUUUACACUGUAGCUGUUGAUUACAAAAAAAUGCCGCUUUGAAACAAAUUUUUUUGUUUGUUUGUUUUGGCACAAUAGGAGUAUUUGUCAUUUUUUGCUUUUAAUCAGUGCUUUAAUCACAUUUUUUCAGAAAGUGCUUUAUUCCCAAAGAAAUGCUGCCAUGUUGUCUCUCCUGUCAGCCAGCCACAGAUUAUUAACCAGGCUGAUAAUCACGCUGCGGAUGCUGGCUACUGUAAAUGUCUCCAUUAUUACUUUGAAAUGUUUAAUUAAAAAAAAACAAAACAAACAAAAAAAACAAUUAGCUUUUUUGUUAAUUUUUAUUAACAUUAUUAUUUUAUUUUCUCUCAGGAUCUUGGGUUUGAGGGGUUAUGCUGUUUUUGGUGUUAAUUUUGCACUGUGGUGACCUUUUUAAAUUUUUUAUUAGCAGUGUGUUACAAAAAAAAAAUGUCAAUCCAUUUUUACAUGAGUCCAUUGUUCAUAAAAAGAUGCCUUUAUGUCUUGAAUACAUGCACGUGUGCUUUAA
This is a messenger RNA of Acipenser ruthenus (sterlet), 4481 nucleotides long. RefSeq names its product malectin-like. Gene Ontology annotation, molecular function: carbohydrate binding. The transcript is spliced from 6 exons. Bases 563 to 1393 code for a protein of 276 amino acids. Gene Ontology annotation, cellular component: membrane. NCBI's taxonomy places the organism in Eukaryota, Metazoa, Chordata, Actinopteri, Acipenseriformes, Acipenseridae. The record is from RefSeq and is a predicted model, not a curated record.